ACCCGAACGCGGGGCCAUGGGGAGGAGGAGAAGCCCAGGCGGGUGAGGAGCGAGCGCCUGGUCCGGGGAAGCCCCGUCUGGGGGCCAUGGGGGGCCAGGUGAGGCUGCCGCCCGGAGAGCCCUGCCGAGAAGGCUACGUGCUGUCUCUGGUCUGUCCGAACUCCUCCCAGGCUUGGUGUGAGAUCACAAAUGUGUCACAGCUGCUGGCUUCUCCUCUCCUCUUCAGGGACCUGAAUUCCAGCAUAACCAACUUGAGCAUUUCUGCAAAUGUAGACAACAAAUACAAUCUUUAUGUAGGUCUGGUACUGGCCAUGAGUUCCAGUGUUUUUAUUGGCUCCAGCUUCAUAUUGAAAAAGAAGGGCCUCUUGCAACUGGCCAACAAGGGCGUUACUAGAGCUGGACAAGGUGGGCAUUCUUACCUCAAGGAAUGGCUCUGGUGGGCAGGAUUACUCUCAAUGGGAGUGGGAGAAGCUACAAAUUUUGCAGCUUAUGCUUUUGCACCUGCCACCUUGGUCACCCCACUGGGCGCUCUGAGUGUUCUCAUAAGUGCAAUAUUGUCUUCCUAUUUUUUAAAUGAGCACUUGAACAUUCAUGGGAAAAUAGGCUGCAUAUUAAGUAUAUUGGGAUCAACUGUGAUGGUUAUCCAUGCUCCGAAAGAAGAGGAAGUCGCAUCUUUGCAUGAAAUGGAAAUGAAACUGAGAGACCCAGGAUUUAUUUCCUUUGCUGUGAUUGUAACUGUGAUAGCCUUGGUGCUGAUUUUGAUCGUGGCUCCCAAGAAAGGACAGACCAAUAUAUUGGUCUACAUUUCAAUCUGUUCAUUAAUUGGAGCAUUUUCAGUUUCUUCCGUCAAGGGCCUGGGAAUUGCCAUUAAGGAACUAUUGGAAUGGAAGCCAGUUUACAAACAUCCCCUGGUCUUUGUUUUGCUGGCUGUACUUGUGCUUUCAGUGACAACACAGAUUAACUAUCUCAACAAAGCAUUGGACACCUUUAAUACGUCUCUUGUGACUCCCAUUUAUUAUGUGUUCUUCACAUCCAUGGUAGUGACUUGCUCCGCCAUCUUAUUCCAAGAAUGGUAUGGCAUGAAAGCUGGAGAUGUCAUCGGGACCUUGAGUGGGUUCUUCACCAUUAUCACUGGCAUCUUCCUUCUACAUGCUUUUAAAAACACUGACAUCACCUGGAGUGAGCUGACAUCCACUAAGAAAGAAGUCUUCUCUCUGAAUGGCCGUGAAGACAAAUACGCCUUAUUAGAGAACAUAGAAUGUUCAACCUCAGAAUACAAUGAUGACAUUACCUUGUUUACCAGGACUAAUGAUUAAAGUAUCUAGAAACCCCGAACUGUAAUCAAUCUGAAACACUUGGAGAGGAGAAGGAAUACCUGAUUCUUGGAAGAACUAUUAGGAAAGCUGGCAUUUUUAAAGUUCUAACUAGUAUUUAGAUGUGAGGCCAAAUAAAAAUGCCUUCAUUUUUGGCUAUCAAAUUUGAAAAUCAAGGUUUUGAUCCUCCCCCAGAAGACUCCUGCUGUUGUUCAUUUCUGCAAACUUGAAAUAUUCCCUAUGCAUAAAAGAAAUCAAAGAGUUAGAUGAGUCUCAGAAUCAUCUCUUUCUUCUGGUCAUAAUAUAUUUGGCCCUGCCGGGUGGCUCUUAGUUUCUUUCGCUGCUGUUCUUAGCCUCGCAGUAACUCCUAGAUGAACUUCACUGUGUGCUGAUAAGCAGCGUAUCAGUCAUCAUUCUCUGAUGAGUCCUGGUUCCAAAUUAUUAAAACUGAGACGUGAAUCACUUCUGCUUUUCCUCCCCUCCCACAACUUCCUUCUUUCUAAGCCGGACAGCGAAAGGGUAGAGGGUUAAAGAGAAAAAUAGGCCUGCUUUGGAAUCUGUCCCUUGGUGAGCUAGAAUGCACAAGACACACAUACCAAUGAAAGGCUUAUGAAUUGUUAAUUUAUUGAUAUAUCAUAGAAUAUUAUUACUAAUUAAAAAGGGGAGAAUGGAGGAGGGAGAAAAAUAUUUUAUCCUUUAGGUAAAUGAAACACGUUUUUUUUUUUUUUCUUUCCACGAAAACAAAAACAAACACAAAUACUUGUCUUCACUUGUUCUUUUAACUCAGACCUGGACAACAUAAGACAAAAUUGAGUUUCUGGAGAAGUCCAAGCAAAUUCACUCUUGGAGUUAUUUAUCUUCCUUUUGUUCCUUUCUUUCACUAUUAUACCAAAGGUCAUUUUUUGUUGUUGUUGACAUAUAGACUUUUGUAAAGUAAUUGCUAUAUUAUUUUAGGAUUAUAUUGUACACUUCAACUUUUCUGAAAUGUUUGAUCCUCAAAGGGUGGGUUUUCCACAGACUGUUUGAAAACAGCUAGAAAAAUCUUUGUGAAAAACCUAAAUGAGUUAUCAUAAUUGUUCUCUUGAAAUUUGACACUUUCACCCUUAUUAAGGAAAUUAUAAUUAGCUACUAACCUUUUU
Messenger RNA from Ceratotherium simum simum (southern white rhinoceros), 2452 nucleotides. The record is from RefSeq and is a predicted model, not a curated record. NCBI's taxonomy places the organism in Eukaryota, Metazoa, Chordata, Mammalia, Perissodactyla, Rhinocerotidae.